ACCAGAAUGAAGAGAAGAGGAACCUUUCCCUGGGGGGCCAUGUCGGCUUCGACAGUCUCCCCGAUCAGCUGGUCAGCAAGUCUGUCACACAAGGCUUCAGCUUCAACAUCCUCUGUGUGGGUGAGACCGGCAUUGGGAAAUCCACACUGAUGAAUACCCUCUUCAAUACCACGUUUGAGACGGAGGAAGCCAGUCACUAUGAGAGCGCGGUUCGCUUGCGGCCACGGACCUACGACCUGCAGGAAAGCAACGUCCACCUGAAGCUAACGAUUGUGGAUGCGGUUGGAUUUGGGGAUCAGAUAAAUAAAGAUGAAAGUUACAGGCCGAUAGUUGAGUACAUUGAUACGCAGUUUGAAAACUAUUUACAAGAAGAGCUGAAAAUCCGCCGAUCUCUAUUCAACUAUCAUGACACGAGGAUUCACGUCUGCCUGUACUUCAUCACUCCAACUGGGCACUCGCUCAAGUCCUUGGACCUGGUGACAAUGAAGAAACUGGAUAGCAAGGUGAAUAUCAUUCCAAUUAUUGCCAAAGCAGACACCAUCUCCAAGAGCGAGUUGCACAAGUUCAAGAUAAAGAUAAUGAGCGAGCUGGUCAGCAACGGUGUGCAGAUCUAUCAGUUCCCCACAGAUGACGAAGCAGUCGCUGAGAUCAACUCUGUGAUGAAUGCUCAUCUGCCCUUCGCUGUGGUCGGCAGCACGGAGGAGGUGAAAGUUGGGAACAAGCUGGUGAGAGCUCGGCAGUACCCGUGGGGAGUGGUGCAAGUUGAGAAUGAAAGUCACUGUGACUUUGUGAAACUGCGGGAAAUGCUGAUUCGAGUCAAUAUGGAGGAUCUUCGGGAGCAGACUCAUACCCGCCACUAUGAGCUGUACAGGAGGUGCAAACUGGAAGAGAUGGGCUUCAAGGACACGGAUCCAGACAGCCAGCCCUUCAGCCUCCAAGAAACAUACGAGACCAAAAGGAAAGAGUUCUUGGGUGAGCUCCAGAAGAAAGAGGAAGAAAUGAGACAAAUGUUUGUUAACAAAGUCAAGGAGACGGAGGCAGAGCUGAAGGAGAAGGAGAGAGAGCUGCAUGAGAAAUUUGAGCACUUAAAAAGGAUACACCAGGAAGAGAAAAGGAAGGUGGAGGAGAAGAGGAGGGAGCUGGAGGACGAGAUGAACGCCUUCAACAGGCGGAAAGUAGCGGUGGAAACCUUGCAGUCCCAAUCCUUGCAGGCUACCUCACAGCAGCCGCUGAAGAAGGACAAAGACAAGAAAAACAGAUCAGUAAUAACAGGAAACCAAUCAGGAGUCAGCCUCUCCAGCUCUAAGGUGAUGAUCACCAAAGCCAAUGUGGAGCCCUUAAACUGCAAUAGUUGGUGGCACGCCAUACAGUGCUGUAGCUGUUUGGUCAAGAACGCAACAUGGCGGGAAGGAUUCAUCUGAGGCAGCCCAUGUAGUAGAUGGGGCCAGUUGGACAUCACCAUGGCAUGGAACUGGAGAGAAGUGUAUAUAUAUAUAUAUAUUAAAAAAAAAAAAGCAGAGGUCAGUGAACUUUGUAUGUUUUCAUAUGUUAUCAACCAGAAGUACAGACUAAUUUCAUCUCAUAUCAGGAAACCUAAAGGGUUCCCCCCCCCCUUUUUUUUUUUGUGUUUUGUGUUUGUACUUGCCAACCACUGAACUGUUUUUUCGAGCUUAUAAUGAAUGUACAAGGUCUGUGUUUCCUAACAAUUUCUGAAGUUUCUACGUUAUCCAGAUUACUGUCCAGGAGAGUCAAUUCAGGCCAGCAGAUACAGAUAGAAUAAAACCAAUAAUAAUGACUGCGCACUGAAUUUACUGAGGAAACAAGCACCUAAGAAAGGCAGUUUUCACAAUCAGCAGCCUAAGAUGGCUUAAUAUUUGCACAUAACCUUAAAAAAGGGAUCCAGGAUGUGUUCGUAUCACAUGAUUUUUGCCUUACUAGCACACGAUCGUUUCUUGAAGACAAAGUUUAAUUGUUUCUAUCAAAUGUUUAGUAACUGCAGUGUGAACUAAGUGCCAGAUUGGGGUAGUCUCAUUGCCUAAAACAAGGGUGAACAAUUAGUGGGAUGAAAAGGAAAAUGGUUUAAGAAAAAAAACCUGUGUGUGAAAUGUAGCAAAACUCUGACAGCUUUCUAUGUACAGUAUUAAUAGAAUGGAAAUAGUUAGAGAUAUUUUUGCAGUGUGUAUUUAAAAAAAAUAAAAUGGCGUAUAGUUGUGCUUUAUGAGAAUCUUUUUAACGUCCAUUUUAGUUGUCCUUUAAAGAUGGGAGUAAAUUUUUUGAGCAAAAUGAAAGGUUUUAAAUAGUAGAAAAUUUUAAAAACAAAUAAAUAAAAAAAUCGUUGUAACAUUCUUCAAAAGACUUGCAGAUAGCUGAGAACAGGUAGCUUGCAAAGCAUCUUGGGAAGGAUGUGUGGGUGUGUGUACGUGUGCGCAUCUGUGUUUUCUAGUCUAUUUGAUAAGGAGCUGUUUCUUUAAAGAAAAAAAAUUUGCAAAAUUUAGUGCUUACAAUGUUUAAGAAAUCCAUUGGUGUUGCUGUGUAAAGAUCCCAAUGAAGCUUGUCUAGUAUAAUUCUUUCCAUUCUCAAGAUCUCAGCUGGAGAGCAUUUACAACCACUCUGCACUGCGAGCAUCUUCACCGAUGGUAUUAUCUGUAAAAAAAAAAAAAAGAAAAUUAAAAAUAAUAAAGAAGCCACCGUCCUACAC
Molecule: messenger RNA, 2698 nt
Organism: Pygoscelis adeliae (Adelie penguin)
Lineage: Eukaryota; Metazoa; Chordata; Aves; Sphenisciformes; Spheniscidae
Gene: SEPTIN8
Product: septin 8
Exons: 9
Coding region: 150-1421 (423 amino acids)
Biological process (GO): cytoskeleton-dependent cytokinesis
Cellular component (GO): cell division site; septin ring; microtubule cytoskeleton
Molecular function (GO): GTPase activity; GTP binding; molecular adaptor activity
Source: RefSeq, a predicted model, not a curated record